AUGUUCACCAUCCUAAUGGUGGACCCAGACACUCCCUAUGAGUAUGUCAGCACGGACGAAAAGCCACUGCUUCACAUGCUCAUCACAAACAUAACGAAUGCAGACCCGAGUACAGGGGCAAUUAUUGACCUGUACCGAGGACCCAUGCCCCCGCCCUGCUCGGGUGACCACACCUACCACUACCUCCUGCUCAGACAGACGGCCGCCUUGUCUCUGACCGUGGAUGACCUCCCAACCUACACCCCGGAUUGCAACUUUACUCGCCUCGCUAACCGAUGCCUUUUUGAAGUGGCAAACUUCAUUUCUUCCAACCAACUGACCACGGUCGGUUACGUAACCAUGAUAGGAACUACAGACGGAUAUGUCCGUUACAACUACUUCAACAACAGAGGGAUAAGUGAAGCAGACUCUUGCCGAGGACUUGAUGGGUACGAUCCAUGUCCAACUGCGCCCCCUGGCAGCAGUAGUGAGAAAGCGAUGGUUUCGAUGUCUACUGCCAUGGCGUCCGCCUGGUGUCUGAUGUUGAGCUUUAUUCUGAACUAA
Branchiostoma floridae (Florida lancelet) is the source of this 543-nucleotide messenger RNA. Its product is annotated as phosphatidylethanolamine-binding protein homolog F40A3.3-like. Bases 1 to 543 code for a protein of 180 amino acids. The transcript is spliced from 4 exons. The record is from RefSeq and is a predicted model, not a curated record. NCBI's taxonomy places the organism in Eukaryota, Metazoa, Chordata, Leptocardii, Amphioxiformes, Branchiostomatidae.